AUGGCAAAAAGACAAAACACUAUGAUGAAUAAUUUCUUUAUAAAAAAGCCUAAAUUAAAUUUAUUGGAAAAUGAAGUUGAAGACACACCACAUACAUCAAGUUUACGUCCAGAGUUGAACAAUGAAACAUCUACCUCAAACGUUAAUAUUUAUGAUAUUGGGAAAUAUUUGAAUUCAACUGUAAGCGAACAAGGAGCAAUGUGCACGUUUUGUGUUUUAUUUGCCAGGGAUUUCGGAGGAAAGGGAAAUCAUCAACAAUUGGGAAUCUUAGUUAAUAAGCCAUUUAAUAAUUGGAAAAAAGCUAUUGAAACUUUAUCCCAUCAUAGCACAACACAAUUUCAUAAAAAUAGUGUAAUAUUUGAGUUAGCACUUCGAGGGCGAAAUGAUUCGGGUCCUCUUGAUUUAAAUAUUGUUGAACCUGAUCAUAAUGAUGGUAAUUUUAGAGCACUGUUGCGUAUGCGAAUUUCAUGCGGAGACAAACAAUUAAUUAAUCAUAUUGAAAAUCAGUCUUUAAACGCUAUGUACAUAAGUCCUACGAAGUCGUUUUCGGUUCUCGUUGACGAAACUACCGACAUAUCACGCAUAGAGCAAUUGACUCUUUGUAUUAGAUAUAAUAUAGAUUCAGUAGAGACAACUGAUACUAUUAAUUAUGUUUUACGUGAAGACUUUUUACAAUUUGUACCGGUUCACAGUACAACUGGUCAAAACCUAGCCUCUGUAAUAAUAAAUUCAUUACAAGCACUUGGAAUUAACGAUAAAUAUAUGGUCGGUCAGGGUUAUGAUGGCGCUGCGUCCAUGAGUGGAAAUCUUAAAGGCGUCCAAACUAUUAUAAGGGAAAGUCAUCCAGCAGCACUUUACGUGCAUUGUAGUGCGCACUCUUUAAAUUUAGCGCUAGCUCAUUCGUGCAAUGUUCAAUACGUCAGAAAUUGUAUUGGUACAAUAAAAUCUAUUGGAAAUUUCAUUAAAAGUUCGGCUAUGCGGACAAAUAUAUUAAAAACUAAUAUAAAAAACAUUUUACCUAAUACCAAGUGGACUAAACUGACAUCAAUGUGUGACACUCGUUGGGUUGAAAACCACAACGGAAUUCAAAGAUUUGUUGAAAUUUUCCAACCCAUUGUUGAAACUUUGGAAGAAUUACAAUUAGUUCAAGACAUCAAUACGUCAUCAAAAUCAAUUCAAUUUUAUCGAGCAAUAGUUACUAGUGAAUUUAUAUUAAGUAUGGUUACAUCAAAUACUCUGUUUUCAAUGACACUUCCACUGUGUAAAAAUUUACAAUCAGUUAGUUGUGACUUAGUAGAAGCUGUACAACAUAUCGAGACAAUACUAAACGAAUUAAUUCAUUUACCUAUUGCAAUACCAUUUUUUGAUGAUUUCAUAAGACAAUUAAAAGAACGCUUCACUAACCAUAAAAAAAUAUCUUCGCUGUGCUUUUUACUUCCCAAUAAAUGUACUAAUUCUGAAUUAGAAGCAAGUGAUUUCGAAUUAUACUCAGAGUUUUUAGAUUUGGAUGCACUUUCGAACGAGUUAAAACUUUGGAAAAGAAAAUGGUGUGAUAAACCAAUAUUAGAACGAUCUCCUGAAAUACUUGAAGCAUAUUCAAAUUUAACUACGGCGACACCGGAAAGAACUUUUUCGACGCUGAAAAGAAUAAAAAAUUACCUAAGGAAUGCAACUGGAGAAGACCGAUUGACUGGCCUAGCAUUACUCAGUGUACAUAGGAAUAUCGUUGUAGAUCCAGAAGAAGUAAUCAAUCGUUUUUCAAAUGAAAAACAAAGAAAUUUAGAGUUUGUCAUAUAA
Molecule: messenger RNA, 1797 nt
Organism: Melanaphis sacchari
Lineage: Eukaryota; Metazoa; Arthropoda; Insecta; Hemiptera; Aphididae
Product: zinc finger MYM-type protein 1-like
Exons: 6
Coding region: 1-1797 (598 amino acids)
Source: RefSeq, a predicted model, not a curated record